Messenger RNA from Triticum aestivum (bread wheat), 2532 nucleotides. RefSeq lists its product as uncharacterized. NCBI's taxonomy places the organism in Eukaryota, Viridiplantae, Streptophyta, Magnoliopsida, Poales, Poaceae. The transcript is spliced from 8 exons. The coding region runs from base 893 to 2410 and encodes 505 amino acids. The record is from RefSeq and is a predicted model, not a curated record.
GCGGACGAGCUUUUUUCUUCUCCAGAGAGAAGAACGGAUUCCUUUCUUCAUCAUUAGUACAAAUAGAACGCAUUGCAGUUUCACUUGCGUGAAUUCUUAUAGCCAACCUGUUCGCGUCUCCUUUGAGAGUUGGCGACGGCAGUAAAUAGAGCAUUCAGUCCUUCAUGAUGUUGCCUGCCAUGGUUUAUUUAUUUCAUUCAGCUGUAAUCUUUUGGUAUUCUUGCCUAGUUACGUGGUAGUAGAAAAAGGUUCGAAGAGAAAAACAAGCCUUAGUGUCGGCACUGUGAAAGGAGCAUCUGUCCCGCUGAAAUGGCAAUGUUUUUCUCAACGGACAACUGACUUCCUUCCUCACCAUUUUCUUCUUCCUUCCGUUCUCUUGCUUGUUUUUAUAUAGCUUGUACUGUAUUCUCCUGUCCUCUUAAUAUAAUACAUGCAGCUCUUCUGCAUGGUUAGAAAACACACACACCAGGAAUCCAGCUUCACUUGCGGGGAGUUGUUGUGUGCUGUGAAUUUUGAUAUCUACUUACUUGUUUGCGUAGGGCAGUAGACAGAUUUCGUGUCAACAUUCAGUCCUUAAUGGUGUUGGGCUGUUUGUUUUAGCUUAUGUAUCUCAUGCGGCUGUAAGCUUUUGGCAUCCUUGCCAAGUUGUAUGUGCUAGCACCUUCAAGAGAAAAACAGAGCACCAAUAUCGGCACUCUAGUUUAGAUCACCUAGGAUUGUUGCUAUUAAAGACGCCUUGCCUGAUGAUAUGACAGUAUAAAUAAUAUCAUGUCAACGACACACACACCCUCCUCUGCGGGUACAUGCCGACGUGCUGAUAUGAUCCUGUUUUCUAGGGCUAUAGCGAAUCAGCAAGAGUGAUGCUCGACAUUAUUUGCUAUCUGGAACUCAAAUGGAGGACUAUUUUGAGCGCAUACUAAACCUUGCUUGGCAGUUUCGACAACACUUGACACAAUUCAUAGAAAAUGUGUUUGGGUGCAUUGAUUGGAUUCCUCAACGUCACGAAGUCCAAUUCUCUGCUUACUAUGGAGGAUCAUUGCCUGACACUGAAAGAUAUAUUCAUGGACAGAGUUCUGCGUUGUCCAUUAGCAAUACUACAGAAGAGUUAUCCAUUAGUAGUACUACAGAAGAACAGGCUGCACAUAGGAUAUCUGAGAUCACAAUUUUCAGAAACGGCGUAUCCGAAAUUUGUCAAAGAUCAUAUGCUAGCUGGUCAUCCUAUAUUUUGCGUGGCUACAGAUUGGGACAAAGAUUGGCACUCCAUUUGCGAGGGCUGUGCAGUCUCUUUGUAAAUGAGAUUAAUACCAAACUAACCAGGUCCUUGCAUCGUUUCUGGACAACAUUACAAGGCUCUUCUGAAGAUAUAGGGUGGUUGCAAAGAACUCAAAUGUCACUUUAUUCAGUUGAUGGCACAUCUCGCUUUCAGGAGCUUUUGCAUGAUGUGAGAAAUGGCAUGCAUUACCUGCCUGAUACACUGGUUUACUUGCUCAUCCCUGGCCUUUUUAGCAACCACAGUCCACUUUACUUUCUCAACACUAAAAGAUUCUUUUCAAAGAUGGGGCUUACUUGCCAUAUUGCAAAGAUUCAUAGUGAGGCAUCAGUGGAGAAAAAUGCACGGGAACUGAAACUAUACAUCGAGGAGCUCUACUGGGGAUCUGGCAAACAGGUUUUGCUCCUGGGACAUAGCAAGGGCGGAGUCGAUGCGGCUGCCGCACUCUCGUUGUACUGGUCCGAGCUCAAGGGCAAGGUCGCUGGUCUGGCACUGGUUCAGAGCCCGUAUGGCGGCACCCCCGUGGCUUCCGACAUCCUUCGAGAAGGCCAGAUCGCUGACAGGGAGACCAGGAGGAUCAUGGAACUGAUAGUGUGCAAACUUAUCAAGGGCGACAUGAGAGCUCUGGAGGAUCUCACGUAUGACAAGAGAAAGGACUUCAUUUCCAAGCACAGGCUCCCGGUGGACGAGCUGCCGAUCGUCUCCUUCCACACAGAGGCCAGCACCGCCCCGACGGUGCUCGCGACGCUGACCCGCAUCGCCCAGGCCGAGCUCCUCCCGCUGCUCACGGUGGCACCCCUGCCACGCUUCCUGUCCGAGUAUGCAGAGUCAUUGCUCGCUUCUCUGAAGCUGCCCGUGGUGAUGCCGGUGUCGGCUGCAAUGGCGGCCACCGCGCUCCACCUGCGGCUGCGGUACGGGGAAAGCAGUGAUGGCCUGGUGACACGGCGCGACGCCGAGGUCCCAGGGUCCGUGGUGGUGCGGCCCGAGCGGAGGCUGGACCAUGCGUGGCUGGUGUUCUCGACGCUGAGCCGGCGGCGCGCCGAGGCCGAUGCCACCCAGGUGUGCGAGGCCCUGCUGGCCAUGCUCGUCGAGAUCGGCGGCAAGAGACGCCGCUGCCUCAUCGAGGAGAUCGUUACUUGAAUUAUUUUUCUCUCUGCUUGUUUGUUGAGCUAGAACUUUCUAUAUACAUAUAGUGAAGAGUCUCUGUUUUUCUGAGAACGACAACAGAUGCAAUAUCUGAUUAUAAUACGGAGUACUAAUUA